Messenger RNA from Symbiodinium necroappetens, 943 nucleotides. NCBI's taxonomy places the organism in Eukaryota, Dinophyceae, Suessiales, Symbiodiniaceae. The record is from the annotation of a GenBank genome assembly.
GUUCUUUGCUGAGAACCCAGGUAGGUACAGUGACAAGAAGACGUUUGAGGACAAGACCCAGGCUUCCUUUUGGGGGGUCGACUGUUGCGGAGUCUCCGGACUCAUUCGAGCCAACCCUGCUCGGUACUGGCCCUUGGUGCUGAUAACCGUGCGAGUGCUUCAGUUGGGUCUUGCCACCAGGAGUUUGCUUGAAAGCCUGCUCGGCUCUUGGGUUUCGGUCUUCAUGUUGCGCCGGCGCAUGCUCAGUUUGGUGGAGUUGUGCUUCGCUGCUGUGCGCGGUGGGACGGCUCAGUCGAUCCUCCGCUUGAGCCCUGAGCUGAAAGCUGAGCUUGCUUCCUUCGUGUGCUUGGGCCACCUGGCAGUGGUUGACUUGCGAGCCCAGCCGCUCACUACUGUCAUUGCCUCUGAUGCUUCAAGCUCCUGGCAGGCAGCGGUCUCGGCUGAAGUUGCUCAGCCCGUCGUUGAGGAGUUUCAGCGACACUCGCUUCAACGAGGCGCGUGGACAAAGCUGCUCGCACCGCCCAGUGCUUGGCUCAAGGAGCACAACCUCCUGCAGCCCGAGGCCGAGCUUCCGGGUGACUUCGAGUUCGUUGCAAACCCCGUCGCCGAGUGCCUUGCUAGAGUCCCGCAGUACAAGACUCGUUGGCGGCGCCAGUACACACGUCGUAUGCAUAUCAACGUCGCCGAGCUCGGCGCAUACCUUCACGAGGAGGCCAGGAAGAUCGGCCUCGUGGAUUUUGAACCGCAGGCUGCGCGCAUCGCUUGCCCCGCUUUUGGGCUCGUACGUGCUCCCUCCAUGCCGAAGCCUGCUUGGUGGACUUCGCUUGAAACGGGCGAGGUUCAAGGUCCGGAGGCUUUUGAGCAGGACGACCUGCUUCUGCUUGGCGGGUCGAGGCGCGCCAACAGGUCAGAGGUCUCCAGGCCCAAGUUCGUGCAGCAAGCG